AUGGAAGAUUAUUAUGAAAUCGAACGAACGCGUGCUCAAGCUCUUUUGUUAUUCAAUAAAAAAUGGACCAAACAUUUAAAAACUCAGUCGAGAAUUUCAUCAUAUCAUACAACUAAACGUGCUCAGCUUGAUACGAUCCGUAUUGCAAAACAUCUGGCUCGUAUCGAUGACAAUCGUUGUGAUGCUCUAAAAACAGUGAUUAACAAUUACCGUACACUUGUCGAUGAGACUUACAUGCAUGUCAAUUUCGGACGUCGUUUUGAACAUUGUCGAUUUCGUGAAUUUAGGAAACUCUUUAAAGAUGCUCACGCUUCUGUAGUCAAAUCGGAGAAAAGUCUCGAUAAAUUACGUGAUCGAGUUUGUCGAGCAGAACAAGCUCUCUUGAAUGCUAACAGAGCGGUUGAAAAAGUGAUUCAUGAUGAAAGUUCUAACGAACGAAAGCGACUUAACAAAUCAGAUACUCAAAUUAAAUGUGAAAAUCAAUUGAAACAACUCAAAGAGAAAGUCGUACAUGCUGAACAAAAUCUUGACAAUACCAAACAAACAUAUCGUAAGAGAGCGAAACAAAUCUUUGCUCAAUGCCAACAAGUGGAAGAACAACGUCUGGAACAAAUUCGAGAGAUUCUUCUCAUGUUCACUCAGACAAUACAUCUACAAAAGUAUGCACCCGAAAUCGAACAAGUCUAUGAGGAGUUGAUCUCCAACAUAUCCACUCAACAAAACUCCUUGGAAGAUCUAGCAUUUUGGGCUAAAAUGUAUGGUAUUGAGGAGGAUGAAAGUGCCGCCAUUUCUUUGUCAAAGGUUGAAUCGCAAACAACAGUCAAGAAUGUCUCUGGUGAACUCAGAAGUCCAAGAGCGUCUGUGAUGGCCAACAACAGUACCAUCGACAACGAACAAGAACAAUCCAAAGACAGAGAAGAAUUAUUGGCAGCAAAAAUAAGUUAG
This is a messenger RNA of Rotaria sp. Silwood2, 945 nucleotides long. The record is from the annotation of a GenBank genome assembly. NCBI's taxonomy places the organism in Eukaryota, Metazoa, Rotifera, Eurotatoria, Philodinida, Philodinidae.